Ceraceosorus bombacis is the source of this 1713-nucleotide messenger RNA. Lineage: Eukaryota; Fungi; Basidiomycota; Exobasidiomycetes; Ceraceosorales; Ceraceosoraceae. The record is from the annotation of a GenBank genome assembly.
AUGCAGUUCACUCGUCUGUUGUCCGUGGCGGUCUUCGUCGCAGCGUUCGCUGCCGUGGUUUCUGCCACCGUAGAGACGCCCGAGAAGCUUCCUCGCAUUUCCAGACGUUCCGCCGACCGUGGAGAGGUCCUUGCGCGCACAAUGUUCGCUCGCCAGGCCCUGCCGCUUCCCUCCGUGGACCCAUUCUACAAUUACACUGGUGACCUCAACAGCAAACAGCCGGGAGAUAUUCUCAACACUCGUCGUGUUUCCUCCUCGUCUUACUCUUUCACAUUCAACGGUCAGCUCAUCGACUUGAACCAAAACGUUGAGUCAGCCACUCAGGUGCUCAUUCGCUCCACCGAUCAGUUUGGCGCACCUAGCACCACCGUUGCCACCGUCAUCAUUCCCCACAACGCCCUGUCCAACCCUCGCCGUGUCCUCGUCUUCCAAUCUGCCGAGAACUCCGCGUCCAAGGACUGCGCUACGAGCUACAAGCUCACAAAGGGCAGCGGUCGCGGAGACUACGAUGUUGCCAUCGAGCUCGUCUUUGCUAACCGUGAGCUCGGCCAGGGCUACAUUCUUGUAUUCACCGACUACGAAGGACCCAAGGCAGGCUUCUCCGUCGGUAAGCUCGCCGCUCAAGGUGUUCUCGACGGUGCUCGCGGAGGCUUGAAGCAGAUUGGCGUCGACCUCAACUCUGGCUCUCAAAGGGAUGCCCGCCUCGCCUUCUUUGGCUACUCUGGUGGUGCCCUUGCCACCUCUUGGGCCGUGCAGAACCAGGCCGACUACGCUCCUGACCUCAGCAAGUUCAUCGUCGGUGCUUCUUACGGUGGUAUCCCCGUGAACCCCAAGAACACCUUCCUGCUCCUGAACAAGCAACAGGCUGCUGGUGUCGCGUUCGCCGGUCUCGCGGGUACUGGAAACAUCUUCCCUGACUUCAACGCCUACCUCAACCAGCACGCUACUAAGAACGGAACCGAGCGUCUGAUUCAAUUCCGCUACACCCCCGGAUACUGCCUUGUCGACGCCGUCAACGCUCUUCAAUUCCAAGAUGUCUUCUCUUACUUUGACCAGCCUCAAGACACCGUGCUCAACACCCCAGUCAUUGCCGAUGCUCUCGCGAAAAACACUCUGGGAUCUAGCCAAUUUAACCCUAGAAAGGCCCCGGCUUUCCCCGUCCGCAUUCACCAGGCCAUGAUCGACGAGAUCGUUCCUACUGCUGAUGUCGACAACUACGUCAACAAUGAGAUCUGCAAGAACAACUGGAACGUUCUCUAUGUCAAGGAGCUUGUCGGCGAGCAUCAAUCUCUCGCCAUCACUGGCUCCCCCGCCGCCUUCGCGUGGCUGGACGACCGAUUCGCCGGCAAGAACGCUAACCUGAACGGCUGCCAAUUCCAAACCACCGCGAGUUCCUUGAUCAGCUGGCAGGCGUACCUCGUGUUCGGUCAAUCGCUCUUGAACCAGCUGCUGGCCAUCUACAACGCUCCUCUUGGCCCUCUUUCCCUCUUCGGUGAGAAAAAGGUCGGAAGCAACAACGGCUCAGUUCAAAGGGUCAGCCCAAGCAUUGUCAACUCCCUGUCCUCCUCUGCCGCCGUCUCGGGCACCUCGUCUGCUUCCGCCCCCAACGCAACCAACACUGCCGCGACCAAGCCCGUGUCAAACGCUACUCAGCCAGCCCAGACCUCCAACAAGCCUUGGUGGCAGAGAUUCGUGCCUUCUUGGCUCCAGUAA